This is a messenger RNA of Contarinia nasturtii (swede midge), 6683 nucleotides long. RefSeq names its product protein sprint (gene spri). Lineage: Eukaryota; Metazoa; Arthropoda; Insecta; Diptera; Cecidomyiidae. The coding region runs from base 1406 to 5734 and encodes 1442 amino acids. The transcript has 15 exons. The record is from RefSeq and is a predicted model, not a curated record. Gene Ontology annotation, biological process: vesicle-mediated transport; signal transduction. Gene Ontology annotation, cellular component: endocytic vesicle; cytosol. Gene Ontology annotation, molecular function: guanyl-nucleotide exchange factor activity; small GTPase binding.
AAAUAAACCAUAGUGCGUUUGUCGCGGUGUCUCUGCCUGAGACAGAGACUCGCUUGCUACCAAAAUAAAAGACAAGAAAAUAAACAUUCAUUGCAUUUUUCGAGAGCAAAAUAAACUACAUAAAAUCGAUAUUACAAAUAUUUACGAUUGCGGUGUGUUUCAUCAAACAGAAAAUUGUGUUCAAUUUAAAAUCAAUUAGUUAUUUAAUGUAAUUGAAUGACUUGCGGCGAGUUAAUAUGAGUUCUCAUCUAAAAUAGUGUCAGUUUUGUGUGAUCAGCCCGAAUAAUAAGACGAAAACGAUUUCACUUUAUAUUCAUCAGAAUCACGUCAAGCUAACAAACAACAAAAAAUCUCUCUUUCGGUCUGACAUUUUGGAACGGAGCGGCUUGUAUUGUUGUUAUUGUUGGUGUAUUGAUGCAAAAAGUGAAUUUUUAAGUGAACGUGUGAAAAAAAAGCAGUAAUGAUUUAUCGAAUUUAGAGUGUGUGUUCAUUCGGCGAGGAAGUAAAUACGUGAUUAUUUCGCAUUUUCAUAUUAUACACUUGUGUGCACAAAAUCAUUGCACCGAUGUGCAAACAUGCUCGAAAGAAAUCACAUUCGAAAUACAUAUGGCAACAUAACACGAAUCAAGAAUGCAUCAAACGUAUUUUCUUUUAAGUCAAUGCCAAUGCAGAUGAUUCAGUGAACGUGUGCAGUGUACACAUAAGUGAGAUUCUUUUGUGAGAAGGCGAUUUACCAUCGAGACAUUUAUGAGCAAGUUAAAUGAUUACAGAAAAUGAACGAUCCCGAAAUGAGAUCAACUCAGUGAUUUCUGCGAAGUGAUUCAGUGAAGUGCAUAAUGUGUUGAGAUUCGUGCCCAAAUUAAUGAACGAAUUCAAAGCCAAACAAAAAGUGAUUGUUAAAAACAAUACCGUGCAUCAUUUCACCUUCGAGUGAAAUUUUCGGCGUACAAAUGAAAGUGUAAUAAUUGCGUAAAUUACAACGAAAAGUGUGUAACGAAUUUUAUCUCAUCAAAUAUAUAAAAAAACGAUCCGAAGUUUCGCCCAGACCAUUGAAAGUGUCAUUUAUUUUACAGCAAAUAAUUUUCGGCGUAAUUGACAGUUGUACAUCGUGGUGGUUAAAAACAUCGUGUGGUUAAAAAAGCAUUAGAUUUUUUGAAUUGCGCAUCAUUUCGGGCAUAUGCCCAAGCCAGGUGUGGAUUGUUAACAUUGUUUAACGUUCGCCGGCUGCGAAAUACAGAUUGAACCGAACCAAUAGACACUGUGAAUGUGAAACAAACCACAAUCAAAACUGUAAAAUAAAAAUGCCAAGAAAGUCAUUAUCGAUGUAUGAUAUGAAAUAAUCAAUAAAAAAGAGUAUACACUAUACACGUACAAAGUAAUAAUUUCGUGACUGCAGACCAUCAUCAUGACAACAACAACAACAAACGACGACGAAGUUGUUAUCAGGCCAAAAACGAGCAAUCAACCGAGGGCUCAAAGUGCUUAUAUGACGUUGUUGAACUCGUUGGCAACCGAUCUGGAUUUAAUGCUCAAUGAUUUAAGGUCAACGCCACCGAGAUUUAUUCAGCCAAGAGCUUCAUUUCCAAUUUUAUCCACACAUUUUGGGACUGAUGCGCCACAUUUUUUGCGACCGCGUCGUAUGCCACUUGGAUCCGUUGAUUCGGAAGAUGGAAAUGCACUUGUCGACGAUGAGCUACACAAUCUAUUGCCGGGCACACGAGAGGUAUCAGCCGAUGAUUUGAGUCAGUCACGUGCAUCGUUGGUGUCAAGUUCAGAUGGCGGAAUUUUGGCCGAGGGCGAAACAUCGUCGAGUGAAGCCUCUGGAGACUCAACAAGUCCACCAUGUGAUUUAGGUCUAUACGAACGUUUGCUAUUAACACAUCCAGUUUGGUUUCUGCCAGGAAUACAACGGGCCGGUGCUGUUCAUUUGCUACAAGGCAAAGAAGAAGGGAAUUUCGUUGUACGUGGCUCAAGUCAAGCGAAUACAAUGGCUGUUUCGGUACGUUUGCCACCAGACACCGGACCCUAUAUUGAACACUAUUUGAUAUUAUCGGAAAAUGGUGUACUGAGUUUGGAGAGUUCACGUUUUGAAUUUAAUUCAAUACCGGCUUUGAUUGAUCACUAUGCAAAAUGCUGUGAUGAAUUACCGGUGCAAUUGACGUUGCCGCGAGCAUUCCGUGAAGCAUCGAAUCGUCAGCAACUUGGAUCUCUUGCAUUGCUUGGCCAGGAAUUUUGGCGUUAUCCAAUGGCGAAUCCACGUCCAUCAGCAAAUACAAGCCCAACACCAGCAUCGAUUGCAUCAAAAACAGAAUCCAGCGGCUUGGGUACAACAAUGUUCAGCGCAAAUCAGCAUAAAAUCGUGACCAACAGUCAACAUACGAUUCUGAGUGGCACUGUGUUUAGUCCGGGCACACCAUCCGACACCGCAUCUAGUCUAAGUAGUUUUACCAGCACUGGCCAGCAAAUGUUAAGUCCUGAAUCGAUCGAUAGUGUUAUGUUAUCGCCAGUCGAUCAAACCGGUAUCAUUGGUAAAACGAGUACAUUCAAAACACAGAAUCGUAAAUCAUUGGAUUUGGAAAAAAUUACAACGUUUUCAAAUCGAUCAUCGCCACCAAACACCGGCAACGAUUCAAACAGCAAUAAUAAUAAUAUCAAUAAUAAUGUAUUCAAUGAACAACAUAACGGUAAUAAUAUUCGCAGUGUACGACCAACACCGCCGAGUACAUUGAAUGUAAUUCCAUUGCGAAUACCACCAGCCCCACCACCCAGAUGGACAAAACCAUCAUCACAAAGCCCAACCGAUUCAAUUACACCAACUGCCAGCGAACACAUUUCAUCAACUAAUUUCACAAUCACCACAACUGUAACAGAAAUCUCGAACAAUAUUCACAAACAAUGCUCACCAUUCACCGAGAUUUUAUCACCAAAUGCAAACACAGCGUUCCAAACGAUUUCAAAGCGUAUGUCACCAGAAGGUGAAUGCAAGACAUCGGCCGAUACAUUAUCAUCACAGGGUUCAAAACGUUGGCAAAGCCAAUCAAGCAAAGAUUCCAGUCAAAAUAAUCGAAAAGUUGUAUCGCCAACGUCACAAGCGGCCGGCAAUCGAACGAAACGUGGCCGUGUACGCAAAGAAUCCACACAUUAUCAAAAAUCAGAUAUUUUGGAAUCGCCACAAGUGUAUUGUCGCAGCAAUCUUGGCGAUAAAAUAAGCGACUACGAAGAUUUGUGGACACCAGAAAAUGGUGGCAGCAACACAAGUUUCAACAAAGGACCAGCGCUCUCAAGUUUUCGUUCUGAACAUCGACCCGAUUUGCUUCCGGAAACUCCCACGGUCACAUCGUUAUCUGAAAAUAUUUUGUCUCCCGUUGGUUCGAUUUCAUCGUCUGCUAGUCAUUAUAAUGCGCAAAAAUCUAUGAAAACGCCAAGCGAACACAGCGCAUCGCCAGCAUUUGAUGAUGAAAAUGGUGUAAUUUUGCGACAUAAUGCCAAAAAUCAAAUGGAACAAAAUAAUAACGAUUGUCAAAAAUUGAACGACGUAUUGAGUCCAACGAUGGAAAUAAAUCGUUUGCAAAUCGCAGCCGAUUUCAAUCAAGAAUCAAUGUUGCAACAGCCACGAAAUCGUUUGGGUUUAUUGUUAACGCCAACCACUGAAUUCCCAUCGCCAAUAAAUGAAUCGACACCCAUUCAAACGCCAUCGCAAACACAUUGCAAACGUGAUAGUCCGUUUUAUGCGGAACCAGCCGAUGCUCUUGCCGGAAAUGUUGUGCGACGUUCACAACGUUCAAAUUUACUACCGAAAUCUCAACGCCAUUCGGAACCACCGAAAGCACAAUCGCGAUUCAAUAAUAAUACACAGUUUUGUCAAGUACUUUCACCCAUUGAUUCCGAGAAGAGUCAUCACAUAUCUGGCUCACUGGACGAACUGAAAAAGAAACCACGUAACAAACCGAUACGCAGUGGUCGUCUUGAUCCAUGGCCCCUAGAUUCGAGCUGGGAAUUUCAAUUGGGUGACGGAAACGAUGAACAAAAUGAUUAUGAUACAGACGCAAAUUGGAAAAAUCAAACAAAUGGCGAACUCUUGAAAAAAUCACCCAGUUUAAAUGGAAUUCAAUCGAAUAAUGUACGACAUGAGAAUCGUUUGACAAUCAAUCAAAUAAUCGCACAGAAAUUGCCCGAAUUAAAAAUUCUGGAACUAUUGCAAAAGACUACAUUACCGUUCAGUGCAUCGCCCGAUUUAUCGAGAAAUGAUGCAACCAUGACAAGUUUUGGUAAAAGCAGUCGAUUGUCUGCUUACGAUAAUGUUGAAAGAGCUGCACAUUCUGGCUAUGGCACUUCGAUGAUGUGCCAUGACAGUGCACAUUCAGAUGAUGGAACAGUCUUUUCAGAACCAUGGGAUAGCUCACAAUGGGACUCAUUUUUGCCACAUGAUGAUACGAUAUCCGAGUCGAUACACCUUUCCAAAUGCCAACCAGCCAUUUCUGAAGAUGAUACAAUCAUGGAUGAAAAUUAUUCGCAUAGAAAUCAUCAACCGCAAAAAAUUGCGACGAUUCUGCGUUCUCGCAGUUGUCGUGACCGCGAAGUGCUGAGUCACCCACGAAACAAAAUAACAACAAAUGGUCCCGGAGAUUCGAUUGCUGCUUAUGCGCUUACAUUGGCAAAAGAUCCAACGUCAACGUUUGCCCGAAACAUUGAAAAUUUCAUUGAAUGCACAAAGGAAUCGCGUGAAUCAUCGCCCCAAAUUAUAAUGCGAAAUAUGCGACAAUUUAUGAGCGGUAUGAAAAAUUACUUGGUGAAACAUGGUGAAGGCGAUUUUCAACAAGAAGUACUACGGGCUAGAUCAAUGCUCAAACCUGAUGAAUUCCUUAAUUUGGACACUAUUUUGGAAGGAGUCAUGCAUCAAUUGGUUGUGUUACCUCUACGCGAACAUCUUUACGGUUUGUUCGUUGAUUAUUAUACUGGCACCGGCGAUAUUCAGCUUCUCGUUGACAAUGUCAAGGCUUCAGUCGGAAAGUCACCCACCGAUUUUGGCCUUCGGCCUUGCAUUCAGACCCCAUCACCGACUGCAAUGCAACGAAUCUCGUUGCUCAUCUUACGUUUACAAGAAGCCGAAUUGCCACUUGCCAAAUUAGACAUUCUGCUGUCGAUUGUCACAUCGAUUAUUGAGGCCACAACAAAUACCCAAAGUCAUGCGCUGGGUGCCGAUGACUUUUUGCCAUUGCUCGUGUACAUUGUUGCCAAAUGCGGUUUUAUUGGUGCUGAAAUCGAAGCAGAAUUUAUGUGGUGUCUAUUACAACCAUCGUUACUUAACGGAGAAGCUGGAUACUACCUAACGGCUCUAUGUAGUGCUGUUCAUGUACUUAAAAGUUUUAUAACAAAUGAGCAAGACGGUACCGGUUCAUUAGAUUUUCGGUCAUCUUCGUUACCCGCCUGCUCAUCUGUAUUACGUGUGAUAAUACCCGACGAAUACAAUGGCUCAUUGCAAACGCGCACGUUACCAAUUCGGCCACACACUACAACGCGUGAAGUUUGCCGAACUAUUGCUCACAAGGCACGCGUUACGAAUCCUCAAGAUUAUGCUCUAUUCAAACUAGUCGAUGGAGAAGAAACGUUGCUUCUGGAUUCAGACUGUCCACAAGAGGCUCGUCUUGCUGCGCGCGGAAAGCCCUGUAUGCUAGCAUACAAACGAAUCGAUGCGAAAAUUGCAUGGCCAACAACAUCUCAGGCAUUUCAAUAAGCGAUCAUCAAGCCAAUGAAAUGUAGUAACGAUGAUGUCAACUUUUCAAUGUCAACCAUUUGCAACAUUCAUACAACGUUUUGUUUCAAAUUUUGAAGAAAAUUUAAAAAAUUGCACAUCUAAAAUAUUGUUCUAAAUAUUCUCGAUCAACAACCCUUUGAUGUUGUUGAUGCCGAUGAAAGCACUAGACGAAACAAAUCAAUUUCGUAUUCCUUUUUUAUUUAUUUUGAUGAUCAAUGAAACACCCACACCCACACCCAGCAUAUACAGAGAUAAAAUGUAGUAUCCCAAAGCAAAUCAUUUAACAUUUAAGACAUACAUUCUAUAUAUGUUUUGUAAUUUGUAGGUUUUGAGCAUGAGACAAGGCAACUUGAAUUCAACACAUUCGUGAUGUAAUGUGCUGACUAAUCGAUUAAUAUAUUUUACUAAAUAUUUCGUUUUGUUUUCAUUUCGGCGACUGAACGUCAAAAUUGGCUUCAUUUUGUUUUCGUUUUUUUUUUUAUCAAAAAGACACACUUUAUUUUAACCUGAUUUACAAAUAUUAUUUAUGAAGAAAACUGUCAAUUUCAAUAUUCGUAAUUGAUUUAUUCAUUUAUUUUGAUUUAACUAAUUUAUUCCGAUCAAAAAUUCAAUGUAAAUUAAAAAGAAAAUUUAAAAUAUUUUAUUGGAAGAGUGAAACUAAAUAUUUAACGAGAAAGAAAAAUGUAUGAAAAACAAAAGUAAAACAGAUAAUUCACUGCCUUUUGCUGCGACAUUAUCACGAUUUGAUACACACUCACAUGGAAAAUUUACAAAUAAAAUUGACAAAAUUAUUGUUCGAUGAACUUUCUCUAUUUUUUCAGUCCAACAAAUUAACUAAUCCAAUCCAAUUGAUGUAUGUGUAUUUUGAUUGUAAACUCAAAUAGCGACCAAACAUUAACCAUUCAAUAAAUAAAGAGAAUCAACAGUA